Suillus discolor is the source of this 1156-nucleotide messenger RNA. RefSeq lists its product as uncharacterized. The transcript has 4 exons. The record is from RefSeq and is a predicted model, not a curated record. NCBI's taxonomy places the organism in Eukaryota, Fungi, Basidiomycota, Agaricomycetes, Boletales, Suillaceae. Bases 141 to 1082 code for a protein of 313 amino acids.
CGUUCAUAGUUGAAAAUUUACACUUGUGGACUGCUACUACUAUACCGCCCAUUGUCAAUUGCUUGCUCUCAACGAUGCCACUCUCCACACCUGUCGGUUAUAAAAUGGCCCGUUAACGAAGGCAUGAUACCUCACACCCAAUGAUGCAAUCUUCACUCUCCCAAAAUAACGCUGGUGGCAGUGUUGAAGCUUCUCCACCAAUUUUCAAAACCCUGCGACUUCUCUCCGGUCGUUAUCUCCACAUGUUUUGGUCAGGCUCUGUUGCCACGCAUGAGGACGAAAUGGAUGACGAUAUUACUGCUGCAGGUGACGAAAGAAAAUACAACGACAAUUGCUCCGUCGGAGGCGAAACACUGGAAAUUAUUUCAGUCCCUCAAGGUUCAGGAGAAACUCCGUCUGACAUCCGCUCCAAGCAGGAUUCUGCUUCUGAAGGAGAAACUCCGUCCGGCAUCCGCUCCCGACAGGAUUCUGAUAUUGAUGCCUCCGAAGGAGAAGCAGCGUUCCAGCGCUCGCAGUCCCCUGUGACUGCGGCACUCGCAGCAUUGGCCAGACACUGUCCACCACAACUUGGACGGAAAACAAAGACAACACGAUUCUAUAGCUCCCUGGAACAGGAAGAUUCUCCAAAGAUAGCCAGGAAACGGCGUCAGCUUACAGGUCUGGGACGUCCGCGACAAGACGAUGUAUUGCUCGCGUGGCUCACGCAUGCUUUGGCACCUUCCGAUGUGCGUUCUGAUGGACAUGCCCAGGACCAAAAAAACGAUGAAGAUCCGUGCAACUCCAAAGUAGGAAACACCUCCCCGAAGUCUGUCUCUCAUGCAUCUGUCAAACGACGAGGAACUGCACACAAGAUCUCUCUCACGUCCAUACAAGAGGGACGACGGUCUUACUGGCUUACUCGCCCUUUGCGUACGACUCGGACAUUUGACACCUCGGCUCAGGGGGAUCUGCAACCUCCAACUUCCCCACCCGAUAACAGCCAAACACCCCCGAUCCCUGCAGUACAAUUCCCCAGUGCGUACCCAUCGUGCUUUGCGAAUCCCCAACGUCAACCUAGCGUUAUCCGUUGGAAGCUGCCUUGAUUGUCUACCGCCCAGCAUUGGCGACGUAAAAAAUUGUAGAUAUCUUCAUGACAAGUCAUCGAUGACAUGCGCCA